Molecule: messenger RNA, 699 nt
Organism: Entamoeba histolytica HM-1:IMSS
Lineage: Eukaryota; Evosea; Mastigamoebida; Endamoebidae
Exons: 1
Coding region: 1-699 (232 amino acids)
Cellular component (GO): membrane
Source: RefSeq, a predicted model, not a curated record
AUGUUACAAUGGGUUUUAUUUAUAAGUAUUAUAAUUGAUGUUUUAUUGUGUUGGGUAUCUUAUUUUAAAAAAGUUGAUUCAUUAAGAGUAAUUACUAAACCAACGUUUUGUUUAUUAUUAUUAAUAUUUGUUAUGACAUCAAUUGAUUUAAAUACUCAUGUGACAUUGUUUUGUAUAGGUCUUUUCUUCUCAUUUUUAGGAGAUUUAUUAUUAUUAAUGGAUGGUCUUCAAUGGUUUGCUUGUGGUUUAGUAUCAUUUUUAAUGUGUCAUAUUUGUAAUAUUAUUUGUUAUUCAUUAACACUAUACCCUGGAAUCACUCUCCCUUCUUUCCUUAUUUUAUUAAUCGGUUGUAUUUCUUCAAUUCCUUUAAUGCAAGGUGCAAAAACUAAAACUCAAAAAUUAUUUACUCUUCCUGUCCAUGUUUAUUCUUGUGGUUUAACUGGUGGUUCUUUUUGUGCUUUUGCUACUUUAGGUUCAAUUACUGGACAAAACUGGAAUUUAUUAUCUGCUUGGAUGACUGCAAUUGGAUAUCUCUUUUUUGAUAUUAGUGAUGCAUUUUUAGCUUAUCACACUUUUGUUCACAAGACUUUAUUUAGUACCAUGGCAAUUAUUACUACUUAUCACAUUGCUCAAUUACUUUUGAUGGGUGGUUUAGUUUAUAAUGAACUGGGAAAUGAUGUUAUUUCUUCAUUAAUUUAA